CCCUUUCCCCCCCCUUUCCCCCCUUUCCCCCCCCUUUCCCCCCCCUUUCCCCCCCCUUUCCCCCCCUUUCCCCCCUUUCCCCCCCUUUCCCCCCCUUCCCCCCCUUUCCCCACCUUUCCCCCCCUUUCCCCCCAUUCCCCCCCUUUCCCCCCUUUCCCCCCCUUUCCCCCCCUUUCCCCCCCUUUCCCCCCCUUUCCCCCCCUUUCCCCCCCUUUCCCCCCCCUUCCCCCCCCUUCCCCCCCUUCCCCCCCCUUCCCCCCCCUUCCCCCCCUUCCCCCCCCCUCCCCCCCCUUCCCCCCCCUUCCCCCCCCUUCCCCCCCCUUCCCCCCCCUUCCCCCCCCUUCCCCCCCCUUCCCCCCCCUUCCCCCCCCUUCCCCCCCCUUCCCCCCCCCUUCCCCCCCUUCCCCCCCCUUCCCCCCCCCUUCCCCCCCCCUUCCCCCCCUUCCCCCCCUUCCCCCCCCAUUCCCCCCCUUCCCCCCCCCUCCCCCCCCUUCCUUCCCCCCCUUCCCCCCCCUCCCCCCUUCCUUCCCCCCCUUCCUUCCCCUUCCUUCCCCCCCUUCCUUCCCCUUCCUUCCCCCCCUUCCUUCCCCUUCCUUCCCCCCUUCCCCCCUUCCCCCCCUUCCCCCCCUUCCCCCCCCUUCCCCCCCCUUCCCCCCCCUUCCCCCCCCUUCCCCCCCCUACCCCCCCCUUCCCCCCCUUCCCCCCCCUUCCCCCCCCUUCCCCCCCCUUCCCCCCCCUUCCCCCCCCUUCCCCCCCCUUCCCCCCCCUUCCCCCCCAUUCCCCCCCCUUCCCCCCCCUUCCCCCCCUUCCCCCCCUUCCCCCCUUCCCCCCCUUCCCCCCCUUCCCCCCCUUCCCCCCCUUCCCCCCCCUUCCCCCCCCUUCCCCCCCCUUCCCCCCCCCUUCCCCCCCCUUCCCCCCCCUUCCCCCCCCUUCCCCCCCCUUCCCCCCCUUCCCCCCCCUUCCCCCCCCUUCCCCCCCCUUCCCCCCCUUCCCCCCCCUUCCCCCCCCUUCCCCCCCCUUCCCCCCCCUUUCCCCCCCUUCCCCCCCUUCCCCCCCCUUCCCCCCCCUUCCCCCCCUUCCCCCCCCCUUCCCCCCCCUUCCCCCCCUUCCCCCCCCUUCCCCCCCCCUUCCCCCCCCUUCCCCCCCCCUUCCCCCCCCCCCCCUUCCCCCCCCCCUUCCCCCCCCCUCCCCCCCCUCCCCCCCCUUCCCCCCCCUCCCCCCCCCUUCCCCCCCCCUUCCCCCCCCUUCCCCCCCCCUUCCCCCCCUUCCCCCCCUUCCCCCCCUUCCCCCCCUUCCCCCCCUUCCCCCCCCUUCCCCCCCUUCCCCCCCUUCCCCCCCUCCCCCCCUUCCCCCCCUUCCCCCCCUUCCCCCCCUUCCCCCCCUUCCCCCCCUUCCUCCCCCUUCCUCCCCCCCUUCCUCCCCCCCUUCCUCCCCCCCCUUCCUCCCCUUCCUCCCCCCCUUCCUCCCCCCCUUCCCCCCCCUUCCUCCCCCCCUUCCCCCCCCUUCCUCCCCCCCUUCCCCCCCCUUCCCCCCCCCCUUCCCCCCCCCUUCCCCCCCACCCCUUCCCCCCCCCUUCCCCCUCGAGGGCUUUCUCCUUCUAGAAAGGAACUGAUGAAGAGGAAGGGUUUGCAAUAA
This is a messenger RNA of Harpia harpyja (harpy eagle), 1635 nucleotides long. RefSeq names its product basic proline-rich protein-like. The annotation marks the transcript as partial. Lineage: Eukaryota; Metazoa; Chordata; Aves; Accipitriformes; Accipitridae. The transcript has a single exon. The record is from RefSeq and is a predicted model, not a curated record.